CAACACCCCACACAUCACUCUCCCCAUCCUGCAAGCCUCUUUCAUGAUGCCCUAGCUCCCGCUGCACGAUGCGAUGAGAUUCGCAGAUGCGAUCCGCUAGAUGUCAUGUCAAGAUCGCGACCUGCGUCGGAUCGCUUUGUGACAGCGCCGAUGUGGGGAACACGGACCCGGUGUGAGCUGAUGAUGAUGCAGGGUGGUAGGGAAGGUGCCUGAGGACAAAGGGGUUGUUGACAUCAAUGUUGUCAUUUUGAUGGGUGUAUUGUGAUGACAGGUUCCAGUCCGUGGAGGGUCUGACAGCAUAUAAAGUGUACAGUAACCCUCCAUUUAAGGGCAUCAACACAGCAUCCAACAGCCUCUACAACUCAUCUCCCAACGCCUUUCAGCAUCCAAACGCAUAUCAAUAAACAACAUCACAAUGGCCGACAACGGAAACCCCGGAAACUUCGCCAACCGCCCUAAGGAGGAGGUUCAGAACAUUGCCUCGAAGGGUGGUCAGGCAUCUCACAACGGCGGCUUCGCUUCCAUGGAUGCCGACAAGCAGCGCGAGAUCGCUUCUCAAGGUGGAAAGGCCUCGUCUGGCAGCUUCGAGCCUGGCUCCGAGAAGGCCAAGGAGGCCGGCCGCAAGGGCGGACAGGCUUCUUAAAGGCUGGACAUCUUACGACGUAACGACUUUGCAAUAGAGCGCUCUCGAUAGGGCCCGCUGCCUUGGGUGGCGGCUCCAUUAGCAAAUGAAUGAAUAAUUAACCCACCAUUCACUUACGCAAUGCGUGAUAAUGACGUGUUCUAAAUGCGUGUUGGGGAAAAUCAUAUUAGUCGUUCAAAGGUGAUGUGCCCGUGAGACACGACAAUGUUUGAGGGUGGAGACAUGAAGGUUUAAGUUGUGUCAUAGCAAUGUUGCCUGUUCAUGUGUAUCUAGAGAUAGUUUUCCUUGUAACCAUGCCCAAUCAUCAUGAGAUAAUG
Macroventuria anomochaeta is the source of this 960-nucleotide messenger RNA. RefSeq names its product conidiation-specific protein 10. The record is from RefSeq and is a predicted model, not a curated record. Lineage: Eukaryota; Fungi; Ascomycota; Dothideomycetes; Pleosporales; Didymellaceae. The transcript has 2 exons. The coding region runs from base 416 to 643 and encodes 75 amino acids.